UGUGGAAGCUCUCCACAGCCUUCCUCCCAGCUACUCCAUUUCUUCUUCCACUUUAGAGAAGAAAUUGCAAAGAUGAAAUUGUGGAAGCUCUCCAUAGCCUUCCUCCCAUCUACUCCUGGCUGCACCAUAUGGCAAACAGGCUCAGUUCCAGCUUGCUUCAGGAAUUGUGGCUGAGCCAGAAACGAUGACUGCGGAGAGCGCCAAGUCCAAGGGGCCCAUGCGGGAUCCAGAGCAGGGGGGGCCCAAGGUGCCAGUGCCCCCUGCCCCCCCGCGGCACCGGGGCCGCCGCCUGCGGCACAAGCCCCCGACAGAGCCCCCGCUGAAAGGGCAACUCCGCAUGCGCUCGCCAGCGGGAGCCUUUGUCAUGGUGGGCAUCUCAGUGGUCCUGGUGGGCAUGACCAUUGCUGUGGUGGGCUACUGGCCUCACCGGGGCCAUGGGGGCACUGGGGCCAGCACAGGGAACACCAGCACGGUGGGGGACAUGAGGAGGGAGGUGGCAGCCGGGCGCCACAUGCCCCACAGCGAGAAGCUGAAGCUGAUUGGCCCUGUCAUCAUGGGCAUUGGGCUCUUCAUUUUCAUCUGCGCCAACACAAUGCUCUACGAGAACAGGGACAUGGAGACCCGGCAGCUGAUGCAGAAGGGACUCUACGGCCUGACAGUGGGGCUGCCUGAGGGGACUGGCCCUGAAGACAGGCACUGCCAGUGUGGGGACAGACAGCCCUUCCCCAAGGCCAACGCUGAGUGUGUAGAGGGCUGUUACCAGGUGGACCUGUCCUGCCAGCCCUGCCCCACACCCAGCAGCAAGUUGUCUGACUGCUACGGCCCCAACCGGCUCCACACCAUGGCCGAGUUCCUGCAGCACCCGGCAGCUUCCCCUGCGGCCUCUGUCCACAGCCUCCGCUCCACCGAGGUCAGCCUGAGCCUCCCGUGCCGCCCUGGAGCCGAGUCCCUUCUGUCUUCGGCUGUGGGGGCCUUGGCACUGCCCAUCAUCAAGCUCAACAACUGUUUGCUGGAUGGGGCAGCACGGGGGACUGGUGGGGGGGCAGGGAAGGGCCCUGCUGAGCAUCCCCUCAAAACACCACACAUCUCCCAGGCUCCACUUGCCGUUGGUGACAGCACCAUGCCCUGCGGCCAGGAUGGUGCUGGUGCUGGUGGUGAUGGUGGCCGUGUUGUCAUCAACAUGGAUGACAGGCGUCCUGGCGCAGAGCCGCUGGUGGAGCUCAGCCCUGAUGUGCACCUCCACACCCCGGGACAUUCCAAAUCCCUGGACCUUGGCCGGACAGGGGUGCUGCUGCUGGCCCCCAUCAAGGACCGUAAGAACCGGAGCUGGCCUCGGCUGGACCAUGUCAGCCUUGUGGGCUAUGCCAAACUGGAAAGUACUGGCGAGUCCUCGGACCAGCUGCUGGAGCCCAGUGAGCCCCCAAGCCAGGGUGAGCACCGACCCACCUCCUGGGUGGUGGGAGUGGAACAAGGCACACGGGUCUGAUGUCUCCUACACCUCUGGGUGUAACAUCCCAGUCCCUCGUCCUGGCCCCCAGCACCCACCACUGACCCCAAAACCCCACAUCCAGGAGGGGUUUGGGGGUGGCAGUUUUUAAGCCAAUGCCAAGAGGAAGAUCCUGACCCUCCGUUCCUGGCUGGGGACUCACCUAGGGUGGGAUGUCCUUCCUGGUGGAUGUCCUUGGCCUUACAAGCCCUUCUCCUGGUGGCUUUUCCAGAGGAGUCCUCGCUUUGAGACCCCACACAAAUUGUGGGGUGGAGACGUGGGGGCAGGUGAAGCCCCACCAGCUCCCACAGCACUUUAUUUCAGCAGGAUUGGGGUGGGGAGAUGUUUUGGGGGGUGGUGUCCCCUUGUCCAGCCUCAACCCACCAGAAAAUUUGUUUGGCUAGAGCACAUAGGCCCAACAGGACUAUUAAAUAUUAUCUGGAUGCCAUGUGGUCCUGCCUUGCCUCCUCCUGUUGCCUGUGGGAUGCUUGGGAGGGGCAGCACCUGUGGCAGUCGAUCCAGAGUCUGUGAGACCUUGUGCCCCCACCCAGGCUCCACUGGAGAAGCAAUGCUCCAGAACCAGCUGCUCAACAUUCACAGGAUGAGGUGAUAAGUGCAAGGUUUGGGAUUUUUAUGGAGAGAAGGGAUGUAGAAGGUGUCCAGGGAGUUGCCAGCAGUGAGCAAGGUGCUGCUCACCUGGGGUGAAGCAAUUGAAAGAGCCUCUCUGUGGAUCUGGGUUUGUUUGUGCUGGUUUUUGGUGGGAUGAAGGAUGCAGGUGGUGGGAGGAGGGAUGUGAAGGGAUGGAGAGGUGGGAGAGUGUUGGUGCUGGUUUUGCAAGGUCCUGUUUGGUGCCAUUCUGGUACUUGGUGCCUGUUGGAUGCAGAACCAGAGCUGUGUGGGAUGAGGCCAGAGAGGCAGCCUCAGCACUGGGAUGGAUUCCUGGAGAAAAGGGGCGUGGGGGUUCAUCCCAUCCCUUCUUACUCCCUCCAGCUCUGUCUUGGGCUGGAGGAACCCUGGGAUGCCAGGGGCUGUGGAAGGAUGGAUUGGAGCAAUAGGAUGAAGACAGCUCUGCUCCCCAGCAACUCAGGAGGCUUCAAAAUGGCUGUGGCAGCCUAGAUGGGAUCUUUGCCUCUUGCCUUCCCAAAACCAGGGCCUUUUGGGAUGGCUGAUAUCUCUUUUAUCUGUAUGGAAUGUUUGGGAGGGUGGGUGUAUUCCUGUUUCUGCUUCUCACUCUCUGGUCUGAAGUGAACACAGAGUGUCAGACCUUGCAAACUUUGGGAACAACACCCUUCUCCAGUUUAAACAUCCCAGCAAAAUCAUUGGAAAUUGCCUUUUCUACCCCAGCCCCCUCUUCUCCUGAAAAGCAGUCCCCCACAGUGUUUUGGAGGGGAGGGGGAGGGUUUGCUUUACAGGGAAAAGCUGUCUCUGUUUCCAAUACCCUCCCUGCGAGCUUGGGUACAGCUUCCCCCAGUGGAGGGAACAGCGAUGGGACCAACAGCUGUGGCUGGGAGCCAGUUGCAGCCCAAAGGAUUCUCUGGGAGUGAUACCAGCCCAAGCUCAUCUAUUUAUUUGGUUGCUUAAUCUCAACAUUAUUUAGGCACUGAUUCAAUGCAAAAACAGCAACAAGAAAAAGUCACCAUCAGGGUCUGCCUGGGCGCAGCAUCCCAGGGGAAGUGCCAGAAGGUUGUUUUUGUCCAAAAAUAACUUUUUACUUGGGCUUAACCAGCUGCAGCCAGAGCUGAUGCUGGGCCCUGGGCCAUGCUUUGGGAACUGGCAGCAAGAAAUUGGAGUCCAAAAUGUCACAAGGAGCUGCACAAGAAGCUACCGGGGGUGCUUGUUUUAAUUUUUCGCCUUCAUUUUCUGGCUGAGGCUCAGUCUAACCGUGGGAAAUGGCUGGAUCACAGGGGAACCUGCCUGGACCAAUAUGCCUGCCACCAGCAUUGUCCUCCUGCCCUAUCCUUCCCAGCUCAGCAGCAUCCUCCAGGGGAAGCAUUUCUGAGUCACAUAGGGAUUAUUUCAAAAUGCAAAGCAGCUUGAUUUAAUUAAUCUGGCAGAGUGAGAAACCCUGUGCCUUCUCCAGGGAGAGGAGCAUCUGUGCAUCCCUCACCUUCAGUUCCACCUGUGGACACUGUUCCCAGACUAUUUGUGGGAUGUUAGCCGUGCUGGUUUCAGUGGAUGUAUGCCAUGUAUACUGUCCUUAUAGUGUCUGGGAAUGAACCAGGCAGGGAUGAGGCUGGGUUAGAAACAGAAAUUAAAAGAGAAUAUAAAAAUAUACACCCUGGAUGGAUCCCUCUAUUGUCUGCUUGACUGUGAAGUGGAACAAUCCUGGAAGCCCUCACACUGCACUGCACUGAAGACCUCAUGCUGCACAGCCUGUGAAGGGCAGUGCUUGGUGGUACCUUCUGUCCUGCUCAGGAACAGGCUGGAUACACAAUGGACUAAAUAUUGAGCUGUUGUCAACCCCCAGGGAAUCCCUCCCCAGGAGGUGGCCACUACAGGAUGAGAUUCCUACCAACAGAAGGGGGAUUUCAUAAAAAACACCAGCAAAGAAAAUUGGGGGAUUGUCCCCAGUACCAGCGUGUCCAGGCUGACAAGGACCCCUGGGAUCCCUUGGACCAGAGGAUGGAGGCUGGAGAGACCAAGAGCAAUUGCAGUUGUCCCCCACCACCAAGUGACCUCUCAUUCCGCUGGUACAUGGCUACAGGGCAGAUUUGUUUGGGACAAAAAUGGAUAAAAUGUGGAAAAUGGAUUGAGGGAACCACUACCAUAGGCUGUGUGUGGGAGAUGUGCCCUGGCGAGGUGCAGAUCCUGCCAGUGGCUGUAAGAGGGUCUCAUGCCCAGGGACACUCCAGUAGUGCCAGUGAGUCUCCAGAUUUGCUGCUGGGACACCUCUGUCCCUGCGAAGCACAACAAUCAGAGCUGGGGACAAUCACUUCUGAUGCUGUUCAGCCCUUGGCUGGCUUGCAGCUCUUUCUCAUCUUCUUCCUUCACUUCUCCUCCUCCUUCUCUCCCUGCAUUGGGGCAGUGACAGCCAUGAAUCUUCUUGGCCGGAGAGCCCUUCCUUAAGAUUUGUGGCAUGCGGGAAGGCGAGGGCUCCUCUCCCAGCGCGCACUUACAGUACAGCCAGGAGUGAGAUCCCGGCCCAUGAAUCUCUUGGCGAGGUGUCGGGGAGGGGGGCGAUGUGACCUGUACUGACCUGUACUGGCUUUUGCCCUCCGUGGCUGAGGAGGAGUAGUGUGAUGGGUGUGCUCUCCGGGUCUGUAACACCCUGCACC
Catharus ustulatus (Swainson's thrush) is the source of this 4761-nucleotide messenger RNA. RefSeq names its product transmembrane protein 200B (gene TMEM200B). The transcript is spliced from 2 exons. The record is from RefSeq and is a predicted model, not a curated record. Lineage: Eukaryota; Metazoa; Chordata; Aves; Passeriformes; Turdidae. The coding region runs from base 185 to 1486 and encodes 433 amino acids.